Molecule: messenger RNA, 1181 nt
Organism: Lineus longissimus
Lineage: Eukaryota; Metazoa; Nemertea; Pilidiophora; Heteronemertea; Lineidae
Product: transmembrane protein 101-like
Exons: 3
Coding region: 98-856 (252 amino acids)
Biological process (GO): positive regulation of canonical NF-kappaB signal transduction
Source: RefSeq, a predicted model, not a curated record
UUAAUUUUGAAAAUAAUUUAAUGGCAUGAAUUACGUGAAUAUGUGUCAAAAGUGGUUUAAAGUUUAAAGAGUGCUCUUUUGCAACAUAAUUUUCAAAAUGGCUUCUUUGGCUACGUUUAGAAAAGUUUUGCUCUUUCUUUUCGUCCGAUUUCCAUUCGUAAAUGCUCUCACUUUUCUCAUGCUCCUGGCAGAAAGGUCACAGAGAGAGUCGUAUCCAUUUCUGAACCCAAAGAUCAUCUAUGGCCAGAUUGUCGUCUUCAUCAUUGUUGGGGUUUGCCUCUCAGCAAAUCUCCGUAGGAAAGAUGCCACCCUUGUUUACUGCGGACAGCUGUUUUACAUGGCAUAUGGAAUAUACACCAGUGACCGGAUAAAAUAUAGGGAAUGGCAAAAGCUGCGAAUGGUUGUGAGAGUAGGAGGUACAGCUGGAAUCUACUGCAUCUUUGCCUAUCUUGCCGAUCUUAAGAUAAAGUCAACACAACUCCGUAGAGCUGGUGAAACAAUCAUAGGAAUAUAUCUCGUCUGUAUCACUUACAUGUUGAUCAACUUUGAACAAGACUAUGACGCGUUCGUCUACCACGUGAUCGGGGGUGAAGUCAUAAUAUACAUUGUCGCGGCUGUUUUACUGGGAUGUGGUAUAGCAUUCUUCAUGGGGAAAUAUAUUCGUGAUGUUAGCGCAAUUUGUGCCAUCACUUUGUUAUUCUUAAUUCUCUUCACGGAUGUCAAUACUGGCUACUGGCAAAUAAAGGGAGUGGACUUUUGGAAUCAAAUCAGGAUGAUUGUAGAUGACUUGGCUGUAAUAUGCGGUUUAGGAAUUAUUGCCACUUCACGUAGAUCAAGUCCAGAAAAGAUUGAUUAAUUUUCAGAAAGAAUUCAUUGUUAUUUUUAAGAUGAUGUUUUUGACAAACUGUCAUGGGUGUGAGGAGAUAACCUUGUGAAGUAGCUGUCUUUCAUUCACCGUUCUCUGCGGCUGAUAUUUGUUGCUAACAGAUCAUUGUUAACUUUUACUGCUCAGACUGGAAGGCAUUGAAUGUUUUACAAUUGUUAUUGUGCUACUGCCUUAGCUAGAUUCUAUGUCACUUUAACUGAUUGGAUAUUUGUCAUGCUUUAGAACAAAAAUGCUAUCAAAAUCAAACUGCAUGUUGUGCAUGUAACUGUCAUUUCUGAUAUAAAUAAACUAAUAG